Molecule: messenger RNA, 2540 nt
Organism: Lucilia cuprina (Australian sheep blowfly)
Lineage: Eukaryota; Metazoa; Arthropoda; Insecta; Diptera; Calliphoridae
Product: tenascin
Exons: 4
Coding region: 133-2436 (767 amino acids)
Source: RefSeq, a predicted model, not a curated record
UUAAAAAAUCAAUUUGUUGAAGGCUGCACUUAAGAACGGUUGUUUUUAAUCGUUUAAUUUAAAAGUACAAUUAAAAUAAAAUAUUCAAAAAAAAUUAUAAUAAAAAUUUAAACAGAAAUUCUUAAAAUCAAAAUGAAGUGUUUAAUUUUAAUAAUUUGCUUAAUGUGUGUAUUAAACAUUGUGGAGGUUAUGACCUGCACCGAAAAGAUAUCAACUACAAAAUAUCGUGUUUCAUUGGUUACUAUGCGUAAAUAUCCUGAAUCUGGUUUCUCUUGUUCAAGUUUUGAAUGUCAUAAUCCUUUGGUCCUGAGACCGAUACGUGAAACUUAUACCGAUAUACAGGAAGUAUGCUGUGAGGGUUAUAAAGAAGAUGCUAAAUCGGGCGAAUGUCUACCCUCGUGUGUGGACUGUAAGAAAGGUAAAUGUAUACGACCCAAUAUUUGCCUAUGUGAACAUGGCUAUCAAAACUAUAAAAAUUCCACCAUUUGUGAACCUCUAUGCCUGGAAACUUGCGUAAAUGGUAAGUGUACUGGUCCCGAAGAAUGUACCUGUAAUGAGGGUUUCACUCUGGUGGAGGGCAGUAAAACCGAAUGUCAAGCCACUUGCAAAGAUGUUGAUUGCUCGAAUGGACGUUGCGAUAAUAACAAUAAAUGUACUUGCAACUUUGGUUAUACACUCAAUGAGACGCUCAAACGUUGUGUGCCGCUGUGCGAGGAACCCUGUGAGAAUGGAGUGUGCAGUAAACCCAAUCAAUGUACCUGUAAUCCGGGUUAUGUUUUAAGUUUGGGAACGAUAAGUAAAUGUGAGCCAGUGUGUUCGAGUGGCUGUUUAAAUGGUGUAUGUCAAGAGCCCGAGGUGUGUUCUUGCAAAGAGGGUUAUGCAAAUUUUGGAGGUAUAAGUUCGCAGGCCUGUAUGCCGAUUUGUAAGGAAAAGUGUGUUAAUGCCUUCUGUACGGCACCUAAUCAAUGUACCUGUUUUGAGGGUCAUGCCAUGCGUAAUGGUUCGAGGGUAUGGUGUGAACCGACUUGCGAGAAAGAUUGUGAAAAUGGUUUCUGUAGCGAGCCGGGUAAGUGUGAGUGUCAUGAGGGUUAUGAGAAAACCGAUGCUCAUCACUGUUCACCGAUCUGUAAAGAGGAGUGUGUUAAUGGUUAUUGCUCUGCCCCGGAUACUUGCACCUGUAAUAAGGGUUAUGUGUAUACGGAUACUAAGGAAAAGAUUUGUGAACCUUAUUGCCCUAAAGGCUGUAAAAAUGGUAAUUGUACUGCGCCUGGCAUAUGCACCUGUAAUGCAGGUUAUCAGUCUUUGCUGUUCUUUCACUGCAUACCGAUUUGCACUAAACCCUGUUUACAUGGCACCUGCACAGCACCCGAUACCUGUCGUUGUUACAUGGGCUAUAAACCCAAUGACAAAUAUCCCAAUCAAUGUGAACCAGUGUGCAAUUUCGAUUGUGGUCAUGGCAAAUGUAUAGCACCCGGCAUUUGUAGUUGUGAUCCGGGUUAUGAAAAGAAAUGGUUAACGGGCAAAUGUGAGCCUCACUGUCCUCAGAAGUGUAUAAAUAGUGUGUGUUCGGCGGGUGGAGUGUGUCGCUGUUAUGAGGGUCAUCGUUUGAGAGAAGGUUCUAAUAGUAUUUGUGAUCCAGUCUGCUUACCCACUUGCAUCAAUAGCAACUGUGUAGAGCCCAAUACCUGUGAAUGCUGGGAUGGUUUUGAGGAUACAAAAUAUUUUAAUCUAUGUGUGGCACGCUGUAGGCCCACCUGUGAAAAUGGCAAAUGUAUGGCACCCAAUAAGUGUCAAUGCAAUGAGGGAUAUCGUGUUACAAAUGCCUCAUUACCGAACAGUUGCCAGCCCAUCUGUAAAGAGACCUGCAUCAAUGCCGAAUGUCGCAAACCCAAUAAAUGUGAAUGUCUAGAAGGUUAUCGUUUCCUAACGAAUAGUACGGUCGAAUGUGCUCCCAUCUGUGAGCAAUCAUGUGAACAUGGACAAUGUGUGGCACCGAAUUUGUGUAGCUGUGAAAAGGGUUUCAUAUCACGUAUAAAUCCCGAUACUGGUCUAACCGAAUGCGUAGGCUAUUGCAAUGAAUGGAAUUGUCGUAAUGGCUCGUGUGUUACCUCGACACUUUGUCAAUGUGCCGACGGUUGGAUUUAUGAUGCCUUAAGAGGUGUUUGUAUGUUGGAUGACGUGUCGAAAGAGAAAAUAUAUAUAAGUGGUGCUCCCGUUUCACGUUGGACCAUUGCUACCAUAGCUAUUAUACUUUUCUCUGUGUGUGUUUUAGCUCUCAUUGUUAUCUUUCGUGAAAUAGCAAGACGAAGAAUUAAUGAUAAACAACAAGUGCGUCUUAUAGAGAAUCCUUCUUUUGGUGUACUCAUGCCUAAUGAUCGUUGCUGUAACGAUGAGGAGGAGGAAGAGACAGAUACCACUCAAGAGUUAAGCAGUUAAUUUGUGAUUAAAACUUUAAGUUUUUCUUUCUUUUGCUUACGAAUUUCUUUUCAUUAUUAAGUUUAUUGGUAUUUUUUUUUUUUUUUGUUUUAAAUAUAUAAUUU